UAUAAUGGGAGCCAACUUGAGUGAAACCGAAGCAUUUGGAGGUGCCUGGAUUGUUAGUAAAGAAGUUAGAGGAAAGCGUAUUGGCACCAAGCUGUGGGAAAAGAGAAAGGAACACGUUGGAGACAGAAACUUUGGCAUCAAUUCCGUGGCCUCCCGAGUGGAGCCGAAUCUGAAGUUGGGAUACUCCGUCAAAUCAUGGAAGAUAGGCCAUAUCAGCGGAAUCAUAGAUACCACGUCCCUUCAGAUUUCAGAAAAUGUAGGAUUUUCUAUCGUCCCUUUCCACGAGGAAUUAUUUGAACGCUUAGUAAAAUACGACACCACAAUCCACUCAAUUGAACGAAGAAAAUUCUUGCAAGUUUGGUUAGAAAAAGAUUCGACCUUGACCUUGGUGGCAACGAAACCGGACGCAGACGACAUUGUCGGGUAUGGCGUCAUUCAAAAGAGCGACGAAGGAAAUUUCCUUGGCCCCGUUUAUGGCGAAUCGGGAGAUAUUUUGAAAGUGUUGUUGGCUAAAUUAAUUAACAAUGCUUCAUUUGGGGACAAAGUAGAUAUGUUCUCACCAAUGGAAAACGACAUGACCAACGAGUUACUGGAGAAAAACAAAGAAACUUUGAAACAGCGGUAUGCCUCAAGCACGCGGAUGUAUGUGCAUCAUGACGUCAAACUUCCACUGAGUAAAGUCCUAGCUCUUGCGACAGUCGAAACAGCUCUUAUCUAAAAACCUUAAAGAUUGGUCAAAUAUUGUUUUAUGUUUAAAAAGAAGUGUUGAGGCAAAUUUUGCAUAAUCCGCGAGUAGUAUUUUUAGCUUUAAGAAUUUUAUAAAUUUACAUGUGUAUAUUGUUCUUUAUGGGCAGUCAAUCGAUAGCGAAUCGUAUGUGAUGGUGCGAAGUCUAAGAUUACAGAUUAAGAUUGCAACAUAACCUUUAUUUUAUAUAAUGUGCAAAUGAUAGUAGAAUUACAUUCUUUGUAACCAAAAUAUAUUCGACCAAUAUUUAGAAAAUGAUCAAAAGAUGGAAGUCAGACUGAUACGUUUGAUGAUUGUGAUCCAUUGCUCACCCGAUGUGCUAGUUGUGCCAGACUUCCGGUGUACAGAAAGUCCGCCCUCCAUUUAGUAAUAAUGGUUAGGGUUAGCCUGACGAAGUGGGUCAAAAUCCAGGGCGAAGCUCACCUGUGCGAAUGAAUGGGAAGCGGACUCUCUAUCAUAGGGGACUCUCUUUCACGUUACACCGGGUCCUAUAAGACCUGCAAAUGUAGAUUAACAAAGGGAGAUUUUUUCCUUGUCGUUUUAUCUAUUCUAAAGCAUUUUACACCUUAGAAUUCAACAGCUCACUGACGUGCGGUAAAACCAUGGGUCUUCAUCUCCCAUCUUUAAUUAAGUGCCGCUUACUGUAGACUUUUAACCCUUCAAGGAUCCAAAAGGUUUUCAAAUGCUUUUUAUCCAUGAUCUUUUUCUAAUAAACUCUU
Lingula anatina is the source of this 1464-nucleotide messenger RNA. RefSeq lists its product as uncharacterized. Gene Ontology annotation, molecular function: acyltransferase activity, transferring groups other than amino-acyl groups. NCBI's taxonomy places the organism in Eukaryota, Metazoa, Brachiopoda, Lingulata, Lingulida, Lingulidae. The record is from RefSeq and is a predicted model, not a curated record.